GGUUAAUUCACAGGUGUCUAAGCUAUCAAAAUGUGUUCUCUCUCAUCUUAUUUGUGAACACUCAAGUCACCAACCCCACUAUAGAUACUUUUCCUCUUUUGUUGUCUUGCAAUUGCCAAUCAUAGCAUGCCAAUUCAUCCUCUGACAUACAUUUUUUCCCUGAUAUUUGAAGUUUGCUUUACUAGAGUCUCCAAAAAUUCUAUGAAGUGGCACUGUGAAUAGUGAUGAGAAGAUUACAUGAUAUAUAUAUAUAUAUAUAUAUAUACACAUACAUAUGCAUACACAUACACACACAUACACACACAAUGGGUUCAGACUACAUUAGAGUGGGACUCUCACUCCUGAUGGUGUCAACACUGAUGUCUAGUGCAACCUCUGAUACAGCCAAGGACAGAGAAGAGUGUACACAGCAGUUGGUUGGGCUAGCCACAUGUCUGCCUUAUGUGGGAGGUAGUGCAAAAGCCCCAACACCAGACUGUUGCAGUGGUCUCAAGCAAGUCCUCAAGAGUAACAAGAAGUGUCUGUGUGUGAUCAUUGAAGAUAGGAAUGAUCCAGAACUAAGCCUCAAUAUCAAUGUCACUCUUGCUUUGGGCCUUCCUUCUGUUUGCUCUGCCCCUGCCAAUGUCUCUCAAUGCCCUGAACUUCUGCACUUGGCACCUAAUUCAACAGAUGCUCAGGUUUUCUAUCAAUUUAAUCAGAGCUCUAAGGCUAAUGCCAGUAGCCCAGUUGCUAGUGCCAAUACCACAAGUGCCAAUAGCUCGGGAACAAGUGGUUCAAAUAAUAGUGCAAGUUUGUGCGGUGGGAGGAGGUGGUUGGGAUUGGAAGUGGUUGUUGGUGGGGUCUUACUCAUCUGGUGUUUCACUCCACACUUGUUCAUAUAGAAUGAUGUUGCAAAAUUGAGAUGAAUCUUCAAAUUAUCUGUAACUUAUAUACUAUUCUAUCAUGAGUGAUGUCAAUUAUGAUCUUAAUGUAUGUAUAAUUUCAUUAAUGUAAUUCCCCGUUUCAUUGAUAUUUCUGAAAAAGAAAUUAAAAUUAUAUUUCAAUGGAUAUUAUGAGUUAUGACC
Cornus florida is the source of this 1064-nucleotide messenger RNA. Its product is annotated as non-specific lipid transfer protein GPI-anchored 13-like. The transcript has 3 exons. Bases 225 to 881 code for a protein of 218 amino acids. Lineage: Eukaryota; Viridiplantae; Streptophyta; Magnoliopsida; Cornales; Cornaceae. Gene Ontology annotation, molecular function: lipid binding. Gene Ontology annotation, biological process: lipid transport. The record is from RefSeq and is a predicted model, not a curated record.